Oncorhynchus tshawytscha (Chinook salmon) is the source of this 1374-nucleotide messenger RNA. Its product is annotated as tumor necrosis factor receptor superfamily member 6. Lineage: Eukaryota; Metazoa; Chordata; Actinopteri; Salmoniformes; Salmonidae. The transcript has 9 exons. The record is from RefSeq and is a predicted model, not a curated record. Gene Ontology annotation, cellular component: CD95 death-inducing signaling complex; membrane raft; external side of plasma membrane. Gene Ontology annotation, biological process: extrinsic apoptotic signaling pathway in absence of ligand; activation-induced cell death of T cells; necroptotic signaling pathway. Gene Ontology annotation, molecular function: tumor necrosis factor receptor activity; protein binding. The coding region runs from base 137 to 1126 and encodes 329 amino acids.
CAACUUGACUGUCAUUGUGCAAUCGUGGUCAACGUACUGUCUGUAAUUCCUCCAAACUUCAAACAGAGGGCAGAUUUGCAAUUGCAAACACCACACAGGGCGCAGCAAUCUCUUCUUGGAGGCAUCAAUUUCGAAAAUGAACAAAUAUACUUUUUUAUAUAUCCUGUGCAUUUUGUGUACGGUUCGUUUAACUACACCAUUCAACGCAGAGCGGAGUUCCCAAGACAUCUUAAUCACUAGCAAAUUGCGCACCAAAAGGCAGAGUUGUCAAGAUGGCACUUACCAGCAUGAGGGAAUGGCAUGCUGUCUCUGUGCGGCUGGCCAACAUCUGGAGAGCCACUGCAGUGUGAGCCCAGAGGAUGGGACCUGUGUUUACUGUGAGGAAGACAGGACCUACAACAGUGACCCCAACUCUCUGGACUCCUGUGAGCCCUGCACUUCCUGUGACCCUAAAGCCAAUCUGGAGGUGGAGGACAGAUGCACCAUCUUCAAGGACUCAGUAUGUCGAUGCCAGCAGGGCCACUACUGUAACAAGGGGAAGGAGCACUGCAGGGCCUGCUACCCAUGUACCAUAUGCAGUGAAGAGGGCAUCAAGGUAGCCUGUAGCGCCACCAACAACACCAUAUGCCAUGCCUUCAAAGAACAAGGAAGCAAUUUGGCAGUAGGAUUUGUCCUGACUACUGUUCCUCUUGUCGUUUUGAUUGUGAUCAUUUGCCUGUGGCGAAAAAAUAAAUGUUGUUUUGGGCCAAAUGGUGGUUUGACAGUACUGCCCAACCGGAGUUCAGAGGAAAUGCAGCCACUGAGAGGUGUUAAUCUCUGGCCACACCUCCCAGACAUCGCUAAGACCUUGGGGUGGAGGGACAUGAAACAGGUGGCCGAGUGCAGUGGGAUGACACAUACCGCCAUAGAAUCCCACCAGCUGAACUUUCCCAAUGACUCCCAGGAGCAAUGCUCCAGCCUACUGAGGGCCUGGGUGGAGAAAGAGGGGAUGACCACAGCCUCUGAGACACUGGUCCAGACUCUACUCCGCAUGAAGAAAAAGGUCAAGGCAGAGGAUAUCGUGGCUAUCAUCAGCAACCAGGAGGAUGGCGUCACAGGGCAAAACUCAGGAUCAGGACAGGUGUAGAUACUGUAUCUACAGUAUGGUCAAACCACUGCCUUUAACCAUGGACAGAUGACCGGAAAUAUGGCCGAAUAUAAACAGUCUAGUUAUUCCCCCCACAAGGCAAUCAAAAAUGUGAAAUGUUGUUAUAGGGACAAAGUGGAGUCGCAAUUCAACGGCUCAGACACAAGACGUAUGUGGCAGGGUCUGCAGGCAAUUACGGACUACAAAAAGAAAAUCAGCCACAUCAUGGACACCGACGUCUUUCUUCC